Molecule: messenger RNA, 471 nt
Organism: Spinacia oleracea (spinach)
Lineage: Eukaryota; Viridiplantae; Streptophyta; Magnoliopsida; Caryophyllales; Amaranthaceae
Product: secreted RxLR effector protein 161-like
Exons: 2
Coding region: 1-471 (156 amino acids)
Source: RefSeq, a predicted model, not a curated record
AUGGACAAAUCACAUCCAAUGAAUUCCCUUAUGAUCGUUCGAUCUUUGAAUGUGAAAGAUGAUCCAUUCAGACCUCGAGAAGAAAAUGAAGAAAUUCUUGGUCCUGAAGUACCAUAUCUAAGUGUAAUUGGCGCUUUAAUGUAUUUAGCUAACAAUACUAGAACCGAUAUUGCUUUUUAUGUGAACUUCUUAGCCAGGUAUAGCAAUUCGCCAACAAAGAGACAUUGGAAUGGAAUAAGGCAUUUAUUCCGGUAUCUACGAGGAAAACCAGAUCUUGGUCUACUCUAUCAGUCAAGAAAAGAUGCCACCCUCAUUGGAUAUGCAGGUGCUGGAUACUUAUCAGAUCCACAGAAGGCCAAGUCACAAACUAGAUAUCUGUUCACUUAUGGAGGGUGUCGAAGUCCUGAAAUCAACGAAACAAACAUUGACCGCUACAUCAUCAAACCAUGCGGAAUUGAUUGCUCUUUAUGA